AUGUCCCAGCGCGUGCUCAGGGAGUACCGCAGACUGGUCGCCGCGGGGGGGGCAGCAAACGAGUCCAACUUGCACCCAACAGACCCAGCUGACCUCACCCACUGGGAGGCCACCCUCGAGGGACCACAGGGGACACCUUACGAGGGACACAGCUUCCCCCUCAGGGUCACGGUCCCGGACAAGUACCCUACACUCCCGCCCAGUGUGUGCUUCCCCAAACGUACCAUGCCACACCCGAACGUCAAAUGGGACACGGGCGAGGUCUGUCUAGAUACUCUCGCUGGUGGGUGGACCCCCGUGAUGGACUUGCAGUACGCGGUUAUGGCGGUGAGGAGACUCCUCGCGGAACCAAACCCGGAAUCACCGCUCAAUUUGGAACUCGCCGCUCUGAGCAGACUGGGCGACCACAAGGCGUACGACGGGAUCAUCAAGUACCGUCUAGCGCACUCAUCGAUAAAGUGA
This is a messenger RNA of Huiozyma naganishii CBS 8797, 462 nucleotides long. It is a transcript of the gene PEX4, whose product is annotated as E2 ubiquitin-protein ligase peroxin 4. The coding region runs from base 1 to 462 and encodes 153 amino acids. The record is from RefSeq and is a predicted model, not a curated record. NCBI's taxonomy places the organism in Eukaryota, Fungi, Ascomycota, Saccharomycetes, Saccharomycetales, Saccharomycetaceae. The transcript has a single exon.